Procambarus clarkii (red swamp crayfish) is the source of this 627-nucleotide messenger RNA. The record is from RefSeq and is a predicted model, not a curated record. Lineage: Eukaryota; Metazoa; Arthropoda; Malacostraca; Decapoda; Cambaridae.
ACUGGAGCACGUGUGGGCCACCACUGGGAGACUGGAGCACGUGCGGGCCACCGCUGGGAGACUGGAGCACGUGCGGGCCAACGCUGGGAGACUGGAGCACGUGCGGGCCACUGCUGGGAAGCUGGAGCACGUGUCGGCCACCACUGGGAGACUGGAGCACGUGCGGGCCACCACUGGGAGACUGGAGCACGUGCGGGCCACCACUGGGAGACUGGAGCACGUGCGGGCCACCGCUGGGAAGCUGGAGCACGUGCGGGCCACCGCUGGGAAGCUGGAGCACGUGCGGGCCACCACUGGGAAGCUGGAGCACGUGCGGGCCACCGCUGGGAGACUGGAGCACGUGCGGGCCACCGCUGGGAGACUGGAGCACGUGCGGGCCACCGCUGGGAGACUGGAGCACGUGCGGGCCACCGCUGGGAGACUGGAGCACGUGCGGGCCACCGCUGGGAGACUGGAGCACGUGUGGGCCACCACUGGGAGACUGGAGCACGUGCGGGCCACCGCUGGGAGACUGGAGCACGUGUGGGCCACCACUGGGAGACUGGAGCACGUGCGGGCCACCACUGGGAGACUGGAGCACGUGCGGGCCACCACUGGGGAGACUGGAGCACGUGCGGGCCACCACUG